GUAAUAUUGGUUUGUAUUGAAAUGCAUGACUCGUGAAUAUCAAAUCUGUUUGCGAUGCAUAUUUCUUUGCAGACUUGUAAUAUAGCCUAUGCGAAAAAUGCAUGUCGCGUCUCUGCAGUAGCAGAGCAAUAGCAGCACGCGUCGUUUCGCGCAGCAUGCGUCGUUUCGCGCAGCACGCGUCGUUGCGCGCAUCCGACUUCUGUCAUAAAGUCACUCAAAGCCUUCUGCAGUAUGUAAAUGUGUAUACAGUUAAAGAACAGGCAUUUGUCACCUUGGCCACAAAUGAUAGCUAUGCAAAGGGAGCCAUGGUGCUUGGGACAUCCCUAAAGAUCCACAAGACUUCAAAUAAACUGGUGGUGCUCAUUGGACGGCAUGUGUCAGAUCAGUCCAGAUCUGUGCUUCAAGAGAUCUACGAUGAGGUCAGGCUAGUGGAUGUGAUGGACAGCGGUGACACGGCACAUUUGGCCAUGAUGAAGAGACCUGAGCUUGGUGUCACAUUUACCAAACUGCACUGCUGGACACUAACACACUACUCUAAAUGUGUCUUUAUGGAUGCAGACACAUUGGUGGUAUCAAACAUAGAUGAGCUGUUUGACAGAGAGGAGCUGUCUGCAGCCCCGGAUCCAGGCUGGCCUGAUUGUUUCAACUCUGGUGUGUUCGUGUUUCGCCCGUCUAAUGAAACCUACGACAAACUUCUUCAGUACUGCACAGAGCACGGCAGCUUUGAUGGAGGGGACCAGGGAGUUUUAAACGGCUUCUUCAGUGACUGGUCAACAGCUGACAUCAACAAACAUCUUCCAUUCAUCUAUAAUAUGAGCAGCAUAGCAAUAUACACGUAUCUUCCAGCAUUUAAACAAUAUGGUGCAAACGCAAAAGUGGUCCACUUUCUAGGGCGGAUGAAGCCGUGGAGUUACACGUAUGACCCCGAGCAGAGGAGAGUGCGAGGGGAUGUUCAGGGGGCGACCUCUCACCCCAGCUUUCUCCUAGAGUGGUGGCAUCUGUACAGUAGGGAAGUGGUGCCCAUGUUGCUCAGAGAGUACGGAGACUUGCCCUUUAACUCCGGCUGUGAAGAGGAUCCUCUGCCCCCUUUGACCUCAGCAGAGCGCAGGAAGAGGUGGGAACAAGGUCAGGCCGACUACAUGGGAAUAGACUCUUUUGACAACAUUCAGAUAAAGCUUGAUGCUUUCCUUAAAUAAAAAGGAUUCAGUGAGGGAAUUAAAAUCGUAAAUUCUCAACAUGCAGUUUUUGCAGAGUAACAAGUCUAGAUACAGUUUACUGUUACUAUUGUUUGGGAAGCACAUGAGCUAUGCAAUGCUGUUACACUUAUGUGGUAUGUUAAAUCAUUUCACUCUUUCUUUUUUAUACACUGUCAAUCAUUUAUUGAAACUUGCAAGAGCCUUUCCAUGCAAAAUCUGCAUAACACUUUCUUGGGCUUAAAAAAGUGAAAAAGUUUAGGUCACUUGACUGAAUUAAAAACUAUAUUAAAACCUUUUGUUCUGACAACAACUUUACUAAUGUAUGUGAAGAAAAUAGAAUUGUGCCAACAUCAAAUUCUUACAUUGCAAAACAAAAUUGUGACCCUGGACCACAAAACCAAUCAUAAGUCACACAGGUAUAUUUGUAGCAAUACCCAACAAUACAUUGUAUGGGUCAAAAUAAA
Molecule: messenger RNA, 1660 nt
Organism: Misgurnus anguillicaudatus (oriental weatherfish)
Lineage: Eukaryota; Metazoa; Chordata; Actinopteri; Cypriniformes; Cobitidae
Gene: gyg1b
Product: glycogenin 1b
Molecular function (GO): glycosyltransferase activity
Source: RefSeq, a predicted model, not a curated record